UCGAAGCCGAUGAGAUAACCGCGUGCAUAGUCUACGAGAUGAUUUGCAUACAAUAUCAUUUAGAACGAUCGACGUAGUGUGACACGACGUUACGCAUAUGAAAAAAAAAAAACAAAUUAAACAUUAUUAGGAGCAUAACCGUUUCAAUAAAUAAUAAUCGUCGGUCGAAAUCCUUUCCGGACGUCGCCGACAACACAUCAUCAGCAUGACCAUAUCGACCCCGUGUUUUUUCGGGCUGACCAACGUCCGGAUAGGCACCCGCAUCAUAGCGUUCGUCCAGUUCGUAAGUAUAAUAAUAAUAAUAAUAUACGCGCAAUCGUUAAAAAAAAAUUAAUAUUAAAAACAUGAACAGCAGAGCUCCCUCACUAAUCGAAUUUCUCCCUCGGCUACUUGUUGCCGUUACAAUAUUUCAUGUUUUUUUUUUUUUUUUUUUUAAUCAUUGUAAUUGAACAAAAACAUUUGUAUCAAAAUAAAUAAAGUAGACAGUUAGAUUUUUUCUAACAUACAAACAGACGCAAAAUCGUCGGUUAGAAAUUCAAACAUUUUAAAGACACAUCCUGGACAAAAAUUAUAUUUAUAAAUGUACAUCUCCAUCAAAUUACUUACUUUCAUGAAUAAGAGUGUACAAAGCUAAAAAAAACACCCACUUCUUGCAACAACAUUUCAAAAUUUCAAUAUGAACUUCACCCAACAUUUUAUCACUUCAAUCCGCUUAUAAAAAAACUCAAUUGAUUCCCGAGUUUGGGCUCUUUUGGUCCAGAUAUCUUUUUUUUGAAGGAGUAGGCUCAUCCAGUUCUCCAGCAGCUUCUGCCGCACACAUAACUUUCAAAAAUGUUUUAUCGGACUUAGUUAAAUACUCCAACCGACCUUACGAUACACAUUCAAGAUUGAAAUUAAUCUAGUUUCUCAUUCUAAUUUCACUCCGAGUUCCCAAGCUUAGAGCAAAAUAUAUUAGAACAUUUUAAAAAUUGUUCGCAUUAGUUUGCAGUGCUUUAAAUCCGCCAUUGUGCGUACAUAUUUAAAAACAACGUAGGUAUUCCGCUGAAAAUAAACACCUAAAGUACUCGAAUUGCCGCGGUUUUCGGACAAACCGCGCAAUGAAAAAAUGUAAUGUUCAUUAUAAUAUUAUAGUUUUUUGUAAUAUUCCAGUGGCUUCAGUUGCUGUGCCUUUCGAUAAUUAUCACAAAUGUUGUAAUUCAAGACCCGUUGCAGGAAAAAAAUCCUAAAGAAACUGUCAAUACCAGUCAUUACAGUCCUCAAACGAUCAGUGAGUUUAAUCAAAAUUGUGUUACCAUAAUAAAAUGUAAUUCCCGUCGUUAUUUGAAUUCGACGAUAAAAUAUAUUUUUUUGUGUCCGAAUAUCUAUAAUCCCGCAACAGCAGAUAGAAAAACACGAUUUGCUUACCCGACGAAUCGGAAUAAAGAAUACCUCUUACUGCAAAGUUUUUGGUGGUGGUGGCAGUAUUUCCCAUAAGAAUACGCCUUGGUUCCGAUUGCACUACCAAUACCACUGCAGUCUGUAAUUCACGUAUAUAGAUUGGAUACACAUAGGCGUGCGCGGAGGGUAUGCAGAAUUUUACCAAAUAUAAAAAAAAAACUGUCUUAGGAUAAUGGGGACGGGUGCAGCCAGUAUUGUAAGUGGGAAGAUGGAAAGUUGGGAAGAUAGGAUAUAGAUGGGAAUUCAAUGUAUAUCAAUGAUAAACCAUUGUUAACGAAAAAACUAUUCUGAGCGGAGUUCAGUUGAUAGUGAUGCUUUAUCAACAAUAUACAUAUAUGUCAUAUUAUGGUAAAUUAAUUACAUAUUUAUGAAACAUUUUUUUUAAUAACAUUUGUUUAAUAUUGUGCCUAUAUUCCCGUUUUCCUAAAUUUUUUUCCGGUUUUCCAUGUUUUUUCACGGUUUUUCCCAUUUAUUGGGAAAACUUCUAGGAAAAUCAAAAAAUGAUCUCCCUAAAGUACCAGCCCAAUCUGAUUUCUUUUUAGAAAAAGUUCUAUCAUUUUAAAUCGAAGCAAAAUAGCUGGCAGAAAAGUUGUCCACAGAAAAAAAAUAAACAUCAUUGUAAAACCAAUGCUCGCUCCAUUCAGAAUCUAAAAAAUUGUAACAAUAUUGGUUAAACGCUGGUAGUGAUGACCGUGACGUGACAUUCAACCAAAUGUUUAUUAUUGAAUUUUCGUGCGAUAGAUUCAGUAUUGUACAUCGCACACGGACAAAUAGACAAGCAUACAGUUUCUGUUAUUAGUUUAGAUUAUGUAUGUGUAGUGUUUACCUCUCUUUUUGCCUACGUUUUUAACAAAUAAUAGUAAACAUUAAAAAAACUCUGAUUUAGGUUUACAAAGUUAGAUAAUUGAAUUUACUGUAAAACCCGAUCUAUUAUAACAAUUAUUAUACAUUACCAGUUGAUCCAAGCAAGGAAAUUGGCCAAGGAACAGGGAAUCGACUUUUUUUCUUUUUUUUAAUUCUUAGUGGAGACAGAUAAUAAUAUUCCCAAAUCAGGUAUUUUUUUAAGAUAAAAAAAAUAAUUAUUAUUUAUUACAGAUUAUAAAGCCAUUCAGUCCGAUUAUUAUGUGUUCCUUCAAAUAGCCUCUGGUUUGGUGAACUUGUACGCUUGUUUCUAUUUAAAAAAAGCCACGUACUCGGUAAGCAUAACAUCAAUAUAUUAUAUUUUAUUUUCGCGCGAAUCGACGUCAAUCAAUAAUCACAUAUUAAUGAUAAUCAUUAUAGCCUACGGAUUUUAUUGUUACCUAAAAUAUUCGAUUUUAUAAUACACGGAUGGACGUAGAUUUCGAAGAGAUUAAAUUAAAAGUUAUAUUUUAUAAAUUAUACGCGUCUUGAUGCUGUAAACAGUUUACUGAUUUUGUUUAUCGCGGUUAGUAAAUGACAAUUUUAUAAAAGAGGUAUUAUAUUAUUAUAUGAAGAGAACAUUACACCCGCAUGUGCUGUCUCUUCGUCUUACAACUGCGUGGCAUAGUUAAUUUUCGUUCAAUAGGAACAACGUUGUGCUGUUAGUUUUAAUAUAAGAGUUUUUUUUUUUUUUUUUUUUUUUAUAGACGGUUGUUUAAUACGGUUUUAAUUUUUAUGGUCAAAAGUUAAAAUUACAAAAUUCAAAAUAAUAACACGGCACAGAUAAUAUACUUGUUUUUAAGUUUUAUAAUAGGACAAUUCACUCUUAUAUUAAAACUAACUGCACAGAGUUGUCCCUGUUGAACGUCAAUUUUCUAUGGCACGCAGUUGUAAGACGGUGACCGCAUAUAUGGGUACAACGUACUUUUAAAUGUUAAUUUUGCUAUCAUAAAACUAAGUGUUAUACCAGAUUUAGUACACAUCUAGAUUUCAAAAAGGCCGUGUGAUUAAUGUAACUUAAUAAUUUAUUUACUGAAUCCGCAUGAAAAUAAAUUAAAAAUAUAAUUUUACAUUGUAUGUAUUUCUAAUAAAAUAUUACAUAAAUUACGGAUCAAAUAUAUUUAUCUUAGACAACAACUCGGGCGUAAUUUGUUUCCUGUGUAUCAAUCUGUAUAGAUGAGAUAAACGAUGCAGCACACCAUUGAUUAAAUUUAUUUGCCCAGCGUUAAUCAUAUAAAUUAGAUAAUAUAAUGUACACUAAUAAUGCUAAACUUAAAAAACAUAAAUAAUUAUAAAUGUAUAGUAUUCGAAGCGUAUGUCCACAAAAAAAAAAACUAUUACCGAUAUUUUACGAAUAUUUUAAUUCCCCGCGUUAGCGAAAUAGUCACGUCUUCAGUUUACAGAUAAAAUGCAAAAAAAAAAUGUGUUCGUUAUUCGUAUCAUUACGUGCGGAUGACGACCAUAGUAACACUUCGUUGCAGAUGUUGCAGUUAAAUUGCACGGAAAUUUAAACUUUGAAAACCCGCAAGACGUCACGGGGUUAACGUCUCAGGAAAGUGAUGUUUUUGGCCACAUAUUAUUAUAUAAUAUUUUACUCUUUAUGCACACGUCUUCUACCGCAAAUACUUAUAUGCCGUCAUCUUUUUUUUUCUAGUAUAAUAUGGUUAAUAAUAAUAUCAAAUCACGUUUCACUCGUUCAAAAAAAAAAUUAUGAAUAUUCUCGAACCCGGAGCAGCCCACUUGCGCCCGUUACACAUUUUUUAUAGCCCAUUUGCGCCCGAAAUAUUUUUAAUAAAAAAGCGUUGAAACCGUGCAACGUAGCCGACCUGUAUGCCGGAAUACGAUACAAUACUAUUGCGGACUAACCUUUUUUAGGUUUUACAUUACACCCUUAUAGAUGCAUUGGUCGAUUUUAUCUUAAUAAUAUUGCACUUCACGACAAUUCUCUCUGUGAAUGCGUUGUGCAACGUUACACCUAACCUAACCUAUAGUAUUAAGACGAUUAUUAUUAAAGUACUAAAAUCUACUUAUCUACUUUUUUAGCGUAUCUAUUUUCUUUUUUUAAGAUCGAUUUUUUUUUUUUUUUUACUUUUCGUAUAAACCUCACAUGUAUCGUAUGAUACGUAAUUUCAACAUAAGUAUAUACAUGCAACGAUCAUGACGGCAACUUAGUACUUUUGCGAAAUCGACGCAUAUGGGCUAUACAUACAUCGGCAGUUGGAACCUUAUCUUUCGAGCGUAUCUGUCCACAUCCUUCGGGGCGCAAAUGACCUGUAGCCCUCAAACCAUCAAUCGAUUAUUUUCAACGGUAAUAUCAUAAAAUAUAUAAGAAACGUCAAAUGACAAAUAACUACGCCGAUAUCAAAUUUCAUUGAUUUUAGUUAGAUAUCGAUUUAAAAAAUAUUUUUCUACAUCACUUAAUAUUAUACAAUAACAUAUACGUGUUUAUCAUUUUUUUCUAGUAAAUAUAUUGCAUUGUUUGAGCUAGUCGUUCAUCUCUACUAUAUCGCAAAUACAAAUUUACGUGUGCUUAAACAAGAUUUAAUUCAAUAUUUGUUUAUAAUUUGUCAUUCGACUCACCUUAGAACCUCGGAAUGGUUUUUUUUUUUUUUUAAUAGUAAUUUGUCUUUUUCCGCGAAAUAUCUUUCGCAUAUUAUGAAAUUCGUGCAGUCAUUCAUGUUAUUCUAGUUGUUUUAAAUCAAAUGGUAUAACAAUAUGAGUAAUUAUAUUAUUGACUAUUGUACAACUACUAUUUUACAAUUCAUUAUUGUAAGAAUAAUGAAGAUAAGGUGGUAGGAUAAUAGGGUAAUUCAGUUUCCAUCUGUACGUAACAAUAAAUCAUUGCAAACAAAAAACAAUUCUGAGUAAAUUACGGUUAAACAUGUUAUGAUGAAUUUAGUUUGUAUAUAUUUGUAACACCACCAUAAAUUACAAUGUAUUUCGAGAUUUUUAACAAAGAUGUAGCUGGUUUUUCACUGCGACGAUUUUUACUUUUUUCGACAAUAACUUUUUUAACCAUACAGUGUCGUUUGAGAUAACGUUUGGGAUUAUUGUAUAUUACGGCUAAAACUACACAUUUAUAAAAUAAUUAUAACACAAGACUAAUAUUAUAAUAUUAACGUUAUGUUUAUUAUUACUGGGUGUGUAAUAUUGUGUGAAAUCAGUUUGAAUAUAAAUGUGUACAUUAGCUGAAUAAAGCCGUUUUCUUAGAUAAUAAUAUUAUGAUAGUGUAAGCACUUGAAAAUGUUAAUUAUAUGAUUUGAUAAAUAUAUUUUUUAUUCGUGGAUUCGCGGAAUUUAAGGAAAUGUGUCAAAAUGUAUACAUUUCUAAAAUAUUCGUUGGGUUUUCGUUAUAAUAUUCGUUGAAACGGUUUUCGGAAAAUUAAAAAGAAAAAACAUUUCAAAUGUGUUUACCUGGUGGUUUUUUUUUUAAACAUUUAUAAAUAAUAUAUAAAGAAGCGAACAUGAUAAUUGAUGAAAAUAAUAAUAAAAAAAGAGCUGAUACUGAAUACGUGUGUGCCACUGUUGUAGAUGAAAAGUUAGGUAGGUAGGAUUCAUAAAAUUAUUUAAUUUUUAUCUGUAAACAAACUAUAAACCUUUGUUAACAAAACACGAUUUGGGGCGAAGUUCGGUUAUACAUGUUUUAAAAGGCCGUAAUAUUUACGAUUUUCGUCAAAAUUUGAUAUUAAAACUCGUAUAAAAAAAAAAUACUAUCUAUAGUUUUUUUAUUGGAAAAAUAUUUCUAGUUGAAAACAUACGAGUAGUUUGCAAAAAUUAAAAACAAUUAAAUCGGCAACGCCGUGGCGUGUUGUAAAUAUUUGCCAUUUCAUAAUUUAAAUCGUAAAAUUGAAAACAUAUAAUUAAAUUAUACAAGUGAUACUUUUAUAAUUGAUCAGUUUGAUUGGAUUUGAUCAUUUGAUAAAACAUUUGAAAUAUUAGCGUUAAUUGAUUGCAAAUAUGAAAUUAUUUAUAAUCAAUAGGAAUAUUAAUAACAAUAGGUAUAUAACAAUUCACAAAAUAAGAACAUACUAACGAUGUGACAAUUAACAGUGUUACAGAACAUUGUGAAAUGUUUUCAAUGAUUUUAGGAAUAUGGUAACUAGUUACUUUUUGUUACUCAUAUAUCGUUAUUACAAAUUUAAAUUACCUUUACUUUUUCAGAUAGUGUCCAGCUUUGUAAAUUGUAAUAUUCUGUUUAAAAUUUAAAUCGUAAAUAAAUUAUUCCCCGAUAGAUUAGCUGUUGUUAUUAUAGAACCAUAGAAUCAAAAUUUAGUUAUUUUUAUAUAAUAAUUUUUGAUCAAAAGGUACAAAAUGCAACAAAAAAGUCUCUUGUUUUUUUUUUGAUUGAGUCAAGAUUGCUGAUAUAAAUGUUAUUUAUAGUAAAAUCAAUACAUUGCACGCUUCGCUCGAAAUUUAAGAAAAAAAAAAAUAGCCAAAGGAAACAGCAUAUGCGUAACAUGAAACUGAUUAUUAACGGUAAUAUUGAUCGAACGACUUUUGGCCGAAAAAAUAUUAUUGAAAAUAUUACUCGUAAACUGUUAUACGUUAUGGGAGGGGAAUUCGUCCGGUGUACCGGAUCGGUUUAAUUAUAUAUAAAUUAUUGCGUGUUGUUGUGUUCACUUUUCCAAGGUGUAUUGCAGUCCUCUGAUCUACGUACGUAUCAAAUGAAAAUACCAGACCAACAUAUUUGUUGGUGUAUGAAGGAUUUGUAUGCAUAGGUACAUGAACAAAUUUACUCCCACCGAGCUUAUCAGCUUAUUUUAUCGGAUGCCAUACCGCAGAAAAUACGAACCGUUUCGAAUGGCAUUAUAACAGCCGUGCCUUUGAAAAAGUCAAAUUUCAGUGCAAUCAUUUAUUUUCGAUUUUUUUUUGUCGGUUUUUAUCAGCUGACGGGAUACCAACAUAAUAGUGUCAUCAUUUCACUAAAUUUAGUCAAUAUAAUUACGAAUCUAAAAUAUUUACUGUUGAAUGAUUGAAUAAUUAUAUGUUAUUAAAUCAAAAUCAAUUAUGUCGACGUCGUUAUAAAUAUAUUUUAAUAUACCUAACUAAUAUAACUAAUAUAACUAUGUGUAUAUAUACACACAUAUAUAUACACCUAUAAUUUUUUUUUUUUUUUAGCACAAUUUACAAUAUAUCAACUUUUGGAUGAUAUUGGACUUUAUUUAUUAUAUUGUGGCGGUAGUAUUUAUUAUAUAUUCUUCGUUCAAAGUCAGAAGUUUUUCAAUAUUUUUCGUGGGCUUAAUCGGAUCCGGUAAGAUCAAAUCGCUCCGUUAAAUACUAUACUUCUCUAAAUUAUACAGUGCGAAUGAAAAAAUAAAAUUGUAAUUAAUUUUUUUUUCUUCCGAUAAACUAUAGCGUUUGACAGUUAUAAGCUAUUCGUCGUCUAUCUGUUUUACUUGGACGAAUUAUCGCCGGAAAGACUCGAUGUCGAUCGAAAUAAUAGAACCCAGAACAGCGUAUGUCAUGCAAUUACUAAAAUACAAUGGUUCAUCUCCAAAAUAGCGAAAAUAAAAAACCCGAACACAAAAUAUUGAAUACAAAACAGCGAAAAUCAUUUAUUUGAAAAAAUAAAUAGCGAAUAAAAAAUUAUAGAAAAUAUAUAAAAAUAUAAAUAAAAAUAUACGAUAAAAAUUAUUAUUUUUGUCGUGCGUAUUUACUAAUUUUUUAAUCCGUUCAGCCAUUCCCUGAACUUCUUUUUUCCCCUCAUAUUAUUGUCAUUCCAGAUCGAGACUACUCAUAUCUAAUUUCCUCCAAAUUAUGUUGUCUUUGGAGGCAUUCAAUACAUUUCUGUUACAUUAUGUUAUCUUAGAUAGCCCAUAAUCCUGAUCGUAAUCUCGAAUUGGAUCCUAAAAUAUAUCACUAAGAAAAAAAAUUCUUAAAAUGUUUCCCAACAUAAUAUAAUAUAGUACACGUUCGGCGCGUGUUAAAUAUUUAGUAGACGAAAGUUGAAAAAAAAAUCAUGAAAUGUUUGUACAAAACUUGAAAUGAUAGAUUUUUCGUUCUAUAUUUUUUCGCUCAUAUUUGUAUUCGCUUAUUUUGUUUUCACUCUUUUGCUUUCGCACAUAUGCGUUCGCUCUUUUGCUUUUGCUCUAUUGUUGUGAUACCAAAUACAAUAUAUGUAUACUGUAUAUCUAUACAAGUUUUUGAUUUUGUUUUAUAUAGAUGCACAACGGAAUUCAAUCGUAUCCUCAUACUGUAGACAUCGGGACGGAUAAUAAUAGAAUAUAAUACAAGAGCAUUAUCCGACAUCAUUUGGAUCCGACGAAUAAUAAUUUUUAAAUCGCCGAAUAAAGUCCAAGGAAUUGCUUUAACAUUUUACAGUCAAAGAACAUAUUAUAUAUUUAUACAUUGGUGAUAACUGAAAACAAUACUAUUAUUGUACAUAGAUCGAAAUAAGUGCCAUAUCAUGUAUAAAUUGCGUUUAAUCAGUUGAAUUAAUUAUUUAAUUUGCUAUACUAAAUUAUUAUACAUUAUAAUAAUGUGCGUACCUACGAUUAAAAAACGACUAUAUAAAUAAUUAAUUUUAAAUAAUAAUAAUAAUAAUAAUAAAAAAAAAAAAGGCCAUAACUAUUAUACCAAUAACGAAAUGUUUAAUUAGUUAUCAAAAUACGAGUUCAACAACAUUGAACUGUUUAAAUAUUUACAAAUUGUAUUUAUAAUUAUGAAAACUAACAUCAAAUAUUUAAAUACAAUAACGACAUUAGAUAAAUGUUUAAAACACGUGAGUGAUCUACUUGAUUUGUACUUGAUAUUUUUUGUUAAUAAUACCAUCAGCGUUGAUUGAUUUUUAGUUUUUGGAUAAGUAACUGAGAAAAAUAAAUGUAAGUUCAUUGUUUUUAAGCAACAAUAUUAAACAUUACAUACGAAUUACAAAUAUACAAUAAUACACCGAUAUACUCUGCUAAUAUAUUUCUGCCUUCUGGUAUGUAUUCAUUUC
Molecule: messenger RNA, 9273 nt
Organism: Cinara cedri
Lineage: Eukaryota; Metazoa; Arthropoda; Insecta; Hemiptera; Aphididae
Source: the annotation of a GenBank genome assembly